Messenger RNA from Lachancea nothofagi CBS 11611, 441 nucleotides. The record is from the annotation of a GenBank genome assembly. NCBI's taxonomy places the organism in Eukaryota, Fungi, Ascomycota, Saccharomycetes, Saccharomycetales, Saccharomycetaceae.
AUGGCAUCACUUUACCAUAUCAGUACAGAAGUCAAAACUACAAUCCGAAAGUUUCGUACAGCUACCGCAAGAUCCGAUGUUCUUAAAGCCCUGGUCCUGAAGAUCGAACCUAAACCUUCGUACGAGAUCACUAUAGACGACGACGAAGAGCUGCAGGACGCAAGUAGUCUGGAAGAGCUGGGCGAAGAGCUUCCGGAUAACACCCCGCGUUAUGUGCUUCUGUGUUAUCCUAUGACCACUCCUGAUGGACGCAAGCAAACUCCGCUGGUGCUUUUGUACUGGAAACCGGCCACGGUGGUUUCGCAGGAAUGGAAAAUGCUUUACGCUGGAGCGCUCGAGCUGAUGAGAACCGAAUGUGGCGUGAGUAGAGUCAUCGAAGUCGCUACAUCGCUGGAGGAUGAAGAUGAAAUACAGGAGGUGAGGGAACAGAUAGAGUCAUGA